Molecule: messenger RNA, 6245 nt
Organism: Linum trigynum
Lineage: Eukaryota; Viridiplantae; Streptophyta; Magnoliopsida; Malpighiales; Linaceae
Source: the annotation of a GenBank genome assembly
AAUUUCGAUAGUGAUAUCUUCAUAAGGCCCUGUCACACCGCAGGGGCACGCCAUUAACUAUCCGUACGGUUAUCAGAUUGACCUGUGUUGGCUCCUUCCCUAGGGUUUCAGCGAACCUUUUUCCCACAAAGUUCAGUGAGGCAUCACUAUCGACUAAUGCCAUUACCGGUUGUCCGAUCACCUGCGCUCGCAACCUCAUCGACUAAGGGUGUAUGUUUCGCCAGCGACAGCAAGGAUAACAUCACCGGUGGUGUCGCGUGGGUUACGCCUUCCUCCCCAUCGGCGAUUCCAAUUCCCAUCGCUGCUUCAGUCGCCAUGUGGCUCUAUUUCUCGGGGCAGAUUUCCACCUCCACUAUCGUCGGCACCGCGGAGAUGGCCUCUGUUGGCCCUGCUCACCGCCCCUCAUCUGUCCAAACUCCUGAAGCGGCGGCCGGAGAUCCGCCAACCUUUGUCGAUUUUGCGGCCCAGAUGGUUUCAAGGGUCGCCUCCAGCUUGCCCAACAGUUCCUUAACGGUGAGUCGUGAUGUACUCAUCGGGGCUCUGAUACCAAGUUGAUAGAUUCAAGAAUUUCCCAAUUGGGAAUUAGGGAUUUGAGAAGAAGAAUUUAGGGAUUUAGAGGAAUUGGGGAAGAAUUGAGAGAAAAAAGAUUUAAGGAUUUGGGUUUAAAUUCUGGAAAAUAAGGGUUGACCCCUUAAAUAGGUGUUUAAUAAUAAUACGGAAAUAACUAAAAAAACUCUACUCUACUCGGACAUCCGGCUGCCCACCAUGCCCCUUACAUCGAGUUUCCAUCAGAAUGGGAACAUUUUAUUAGUGUUCGUGUUCAAUCUGGCACAGAGUCGUGCUUAGUCACUGCAGUUUAUAGUCCUAGUAAGGUGCAGGGCAGAGUAGUGUUAUAUGGUGAGUUGAGAAGGCUUGCAGUGUCUAGAGAGUCUGGAAUUUGUUUUGGGAUUUUUAAUGUUUUUGUUGAGAGUAGUGAAGCUUCUAACUGCCCUGGCUUUAAUCCAAGUAUGGUUGAUUUUUGUCUUUGGAUUGAGGAUAUGAAGAAUAUUGAUCAGAAGACAUUAGGCUCGUGGUUCACUUGGUAGAACAACCAGGUCAAUAAUCCAAUUGCUCGAAGAAUUGAUUGUGCUUUGGUUACUAAGAAGUGGUUGGAUGUGUUUCCUAACAGUUUGUUUCAAACUAUUGCGCCUGGAGUGUCGGAUCACUGUGGAAUUUUUGUACAGACUGAUUCUAGACUAUCUUCGUUACCAAAGCCUUUUAAGUUCUUCUUGUUUUGGAGGCCGUAUCCUCAAUAUGAAGAGCUUUUAAAGGAGGUUUGGCAAUUGGAGGCUACUGGGGAGCCUUAUCGUAUUCUAUAUAGGAAGCUGGGGGAGCUUAAACGCAAGCUCAAAAGUCUGCACAAAGCUGUCUACUCUAAUUUUUCGGUUAGAAAACAAGAAGCAGAAACAAUGUUGGAUUUGCAAAGUGCUAUGUUAUCUGAUCCUUCUGAGGUUGACUCACAGGCUGUACUUGAGCAAGAGAAGCUAUAAAGGGAACUUCAAAGUGCUGAAGAGUUUUUCUAUAGGCAAAAGUCAAGGAUUCAAUGGAUCACUCAAGGGUAUGCAAACAAUGGAUUCUUCCAUGGUAUGGUAAAGGCUAGGAAUCAUAGGCAGACUAUUCAGAAGUUGAUAAAUGAUGGUGGGGAGGCAGUAACUGAUUUGAAAACAAUGAGUAAUGCUGCAGUGGAUUUUUAUAAAGAGCUUUUAGGGAAUGUUGAUGUUGUAGUUCAACAGCUCCCUAGCGAGUUCUUUGAGGAAUUAAUGUGUCAUAAGUUGACUGCUGGCGAUGUUGAGUUGUUGCUUACUGUAGUCACUAGGGAUGAGAUUAAAAAAAGUGUUUUUCAGUAUGAGUAAUGACAAGUCACCAGGACCAUAUGGAUAUAUUGCUAAAUUCUUUAAACUGGAUUGGGAGGUUGCGGGGACUGAGGUGGAGAAAAUUGUCUUGGAAUUCUUUAGAACUAGAGAAAUGCCUCGUCAGGUGAAUUCGAUAGUUAUUUCACUCAUUCCAAAGCUUCUUGUAGUAGAGCGGAUGAAAGAUUUUCGACUUAUCCUAUUGAAAUUUUAUCUAUAAAGGUAUUUCUAAGCUUCUAUCUAAUCGAUUGGCAUUGGUCUUGCCAAUCUUCAUUAGUAGAAGUCAUUCUGCUUUUAUUAAAGGUUGUUUAAUCAGUGACAAUAUACUAAUGGCUACGGAAGUAGUGAAGAAUUAUCAUAGGAGCAGAAUCUCCCCUGGGUGUGCUCUUAAGAUAGAUCUUAUGAAAGCUUUUAAUUUAGUUGAUUGGAUUUUGCUGUUUAAGGUUAUGAGUGCAAUGGGUAUGCCAUACUGAUUUGUCAGGCUGGUUGAGUCUUGUGUUCAGUCUCCUAUGCUUAGUGUUACGUUCAAUGGAGGGUUCGGUGGCUAUUUUCCAGCAGCUAAAGGGCUGAGAUAGGGGGAUCCGUUAUCCCCCUAACUCUUUACAAUAGUUAUGGAGGUAUUCUCAUGCCUUCUCAAUAGGGUUGUUAGAAGUAGUCAUAUUCCUUUUCACCCAAGAUGCAAAAGUUUGAAAAUCACACAUCUUUGUUUUGCAGAUGAUCUUCUUAUUUUUUUCUAAUGGUUCACCUCAAGCAAUUGAUGGCAUGCAGGAGUUGCUUGCUUAGUUCUAUUCAAUCUCAGGGCUCAAAUGCAACCCUCAGAAGUGUCAAUUGUUCUGGGCUGGGCUAUCUCUAGAAGAAAAGCAAGUCCAUUCUGAUCAGUCUAGGUUUCCUUUAGGCGAGUUACAGUUAGCACUGUUAGUACUUGGGUCUGGAGGAAGAUACUCAAAUGUAGAAGCUUGGCUCAACAGCAUAUAACUGGAGCAAGUGCUAUAUUGGCAUUGGUUGGCUCUAUUCUUGCUAGAUAUUCAGUCAAGCAGGUAUGGGCAUCCAUUCGAACUUCUGGUCUUGUUGUGUCAUGGUCAUCUGUCAUUUGGAGCAAGCCUAUUUUUCCAAAGCAUUGUGUUAUGGUUGAUUAUACUAGAUAGAAUCAUAACAAAGGAGAAGUUGGCAAGCUGGGGUAUUGAUUGUGAUGUUAGUUGUGUUUUAUGUCCAGGGGGUUUUGAGAAUAGAGACCAUUUGUUUAGUAGUUGUUCUUUUAGCAGUGCAGUGUUGAGGAGGGUAUUGCGGGCCAUUUGUCUUUACCUUGGGUUUGCUAACUGGCAAAUGCAGCUUUCAUGGGCAGAAAUGGCUUGGACUCCUCCUACUGAUAAAUCAGCAGUUGGGAGAGUUUUGUGGAUUAUGUGAAUUAGCACGAUUUGGAAGGUGAGAUAUGCGAGACUCUAUGGUACUACUGCAACGAAUUCCCCCAACCAAGUAAAAUGAAGAUACUCAAGGAAUUUUCUAUAUUUGCCACCAGCCAAAUCCCAUUUCACUUGAGAGUACAGAAGGUUCUAGGAGGAGUAGUAUAGUAAUGUAAUGACGGUCUUGGUAUUCUGUUUGGUAUUGUUAUUUGUUAUUCAAUUGUAGAAACAGUGACACUUUUGAGAGGGAGGUUGCGAGGUGGACCUCCCUAGGCUUCAAUGCAUUUUUUAUUAACCAUAAAAAAAACUCAACUACUAAUGAAAAUAUGAAUAUUGUGUAUACUGAACCAAACUAAUGAGCUUCUAAGAUUGAUACAUUCAAUAACACGAUUGAAAUAUUCAUAUAUGAAUGUUGUGUAUACUAAAUCAAACUAAUGAACUUCUAUUAUUGACACAUUCAAUAACACGAUUGAAAAUAUUCAUAUAUUCAUGAAUGAAAUUUUUGGAUAGGAAUAAUAUAGUUUUAGAUGGAUCUUAAGUCCUUUGAUAUUUUGUUUUUAUUAUGAGCAUAGUUAGUAAAAUAAUUCAAUUACUACUUGUAUGGGUAUUAAAUAUUUGAGACUUUCUUCCUUAUCCUAUUGUAGAGGCAUCUUGUUUUCUAUUUUUAUUUUUUAGAUGUUUCGUGUAAACUAAACACGUAUAAAAUAUUCAAUACACUUAAUUGUACGAUUUAAUUUACUUGAAUAUUAACCACAUCCAUAGCUCAUUUGUAAUCUUCGAAAGAAAAAAUGUUAUCCCGACCAUUAAAACAUGUACUAGUUAAAUUUAUGUAUUUCGAUUAAAAGAGUAAUUCGGAUUUUGGAGGUAAGUGUUUUUCAUGUUAGGCUUUACAUGAUUCAAGUGUGAAAAUGUAAAUUUAAAUACAAAAUAGUAGUUGGACAGAAUAUCACAACUAGCUAGAGUUGUGAAGUACGUGGAAUUAUCUAGAGAUUGUAUUAAUUAGUUAAUUCUGGGUUACGAAAAUGGAAAAAUGGAAAACCACAUAUAGCUAGAUAUUUGUGAGCUCAGUAGUUGUGAGGUGGUAGCUAAUUAUGGAAAAGUUUAGGCCACAAUUUGAUUUUGAAGUUUGGCUAUAAAUAACCUUGAGUUGAGUAUGUGUUUCUCGUCCCAAAAAUCCAGAAACAAAGAAGAAAAAAGAAAGAAUAGCGAGUGAGGGAGCAAUAGUAAGUUGACUCGCUAGGACUACACCCAAUUUGAAUCUCGACUAGAGGCCAAGUAUAAACUCUAGCCGGCUGCAGUAUAGGGCAUGUAUGUUUUAAUUGUCAAACUCAGGACGGUCCAUGUACCACUACUUCAAUCGCUUAAGUUGCUAUCUAGCAACCGGUUUUGGGUUUCAAACUGAGUAAACUACAAAAUAAACAAACUAAUAAAGUAAAUCGAGGAUAAUUCUAUAUGAGAGGUCUUCACCCGAUUAUUGCUCCCUCUGGUCUUGUAUUAGGAAGCCAUGAAUGAAACUCAUAUGCGAAUGAUAUGUUCAUAAACUGCAAGGCGGGUACAACAAGCUAGAAACAAGCCCUCAUAGUUGAUCAAUCAAGGAUUGCUACAAUAAGAUAGCGAACCUAGCUCUCUUAACCGCUCGGCUAAGGAUUGCAACAAUAAGCUAGGAGGCCUAGCUCUCUAAACAGAUCAACCGAGGAAACCUUGAGUCUCUUAGUGGACCAAUUAAGGAUUGUUGCAUUAAGUUAGUAGACUAACUCUAUUAACCUUUCGGCUAAGGAUGAGAACAAUAGGCUAGGAAAUCUGACCCUCUCAACUAAUCCACUAAGGAUUGCAAGACCCAACCUUGGAAGUUAAUCCGGACGGCGAAUAGCAACCAAUCAUGGUGGAAUGAUGGCACUUAUCCGAUAUUUGAGGUUUGCCCUAAUUUGCCUAGGUGGGGGACACAAAUUGACCAAGAAUCCAACUUCUCAAAGCCUCUUACAACAAGGGGAUUCUCUCCACCUUGGUCAAAAUGACCCAAUAAUGAGUUAAAGCUAGCACACUCAAUCAUUCAUGAAUAAUACCUCAAAUAUUAUAUAACACGUUCAAUCAGCACAAUAGAAUCAUGUUCUUACAUCCUAACACAUAUAUAUAGACUAGGAUUCACAAUACCCAAGUGAGUCGGUAGGCUAUUCUAUAGCUAGACAAGAGAACAUGAAGAGAUGAAAAUCUUCCUUCCUUGUUGCUUGAAUCUCCCUUGAGAGGUAAGAAUCUUCACUCCUCUAGCUUGAAAUGAGCCCAAUCUCCUUCUUCCUCCUUUGAAUGGCACUUUCUCUCUAGAAUAGGAAGAGUAAACUCUAAUCACUCACUAGAGACCCUUCUUUAUUCUGAAAACUAAAAACCUCCAAAAACCUCUCUUUCUCUCUCCCAGUAGCCUUCUAUUUAUAGAGCCCGAUAGUCACUUUUCACGGCCGUGACAUUAAACCAUAGACCAUGACAUUUGACCAAAACACAUCGUUUUGGCCAAUGUUUAGUCCCACUUCACGGUCACUGGGUGAUUUUUACGGUCAGACGACCGUGAAACACUCAGGGUCGAGUGAGGUGCACAAAGCGUUCUGGAGCUUGUUAAUGUCACGCCCAAUGAUCAAUUGUCACUGUAUGGUGAUCGUGACAUUUUACUUCUGCCCGUGACCUUGGACUGUCCUUCACUUUACUUCAAAUUUUGGCAUUUUAUCGACUCCAAUCGUCCUGGAACUCGUCCUCGACCUUCCCACACAUGCUAGGAUAUGAAAUGUAUCAAAAAUAGCACAAUCUAGCGUAAAAUAGGUCGAGGGACGAUGAUAACAAAGUCAAACAAUCAAGAAAUGAGAGCUAAAAUAUGUAUAAUUGAUCCUGAAUCUUAAAAUGUGAAAACUGGAAGGACAACAAUAAGAGAGUUUGUGAGAAAAAUAGAGUGUAAUGAAUUUUCUUAUAAAAG